AUGCUCGCUGCGGUGGGGCAACCGGUGCCUAACACACCUCACGCCGUCAGCGUAUCCUUGCCGUCAUGGAAAGCGACGGUGGGUUACGAGGAAGGCGAGGACUGGGUGCUCUCCAAGAUGCAGACUGGUUACCCACGGUUCUUCAUCCAUUUAACGAUCCAGGAGCUGGGAAACGAGAUUUUGAAGCUCUAUGGCAGAUCAGGAGAGGCAGUCAUGCUGUUCCCCUCGCUCGCCACCGCGAAGAGGUGCUUGAAGUUCUUCUACGACAAAGUCGAAGGCCUGGGAGUCGGGGUUGUCCACGUUCUGCAGUUGGAGCCGGUCAAUACCGGGAACAGAAGCCAUGCCACCACACUCUCGAGCCUGUCGUGUGUCUUCUUCCCCAAAGAAUAUUUCAGUGUGGCAAAGCAAGUGUGGCAGCACACGGGAGAUGGGAUCUCAAGCCGCAGAGGUGAAUUUUGCUUAAAGGCGUUGAGGGACGGGAUUCUCGAGCCAGUGACAACGCAACCACAGCCAAGACCGGAUGAUAUGUACACGAAGGGGCCUCGAAGAUACCAGCGUCCGGGAUCGCGGAACGGAAUCAUUCACGACAUCCCAUCCUCGAAUAAUGCCACGACAGAUCGAGCCGGCGCGGAUGGGGAAGACAGAGACCACACACAAUUCGUGGAGGAACGUUUCGGUCGCAAUCUCAACGUCAAGCUAGCCUCGCAGGCGAAACUGGCUAUCCGACGUAGAAUCAGCGGCUGCCUGACAGACGACGCAGAACUGGAACAAGCACUGACCAACUCACCAGACGGGUGCGCCGGACGACAAAAGGGACUCUCGGAAAACGACGUCUACCUGUACCCUUCUGGCAUGUCCUCGAUCUUCAACACACACCGCAUCCUCCUGGCCAAUGCUGAAGCAAAUGGCCAGCCACCCAGAAAGAGUGUAUGCUUCGGCUUUCCCUACAUCGACACCUUGAAAAUCCUGGAGAAGUGGGGCGCAGGAUGCCUCUUCUACGGCCAUGGCAGCGCCGCCUGUAUAGAUGACCUGGAUAGACGCCUUGACGCCGGUGAGAGGUUCUUGGCUCUCUUCACCGAGUUCCCAAGCAAUCCACUUCUCAACUCCGCUGAUCUUCAGCGCAUCCGCGUUCUUGCCGAUAAGUACGACUUCACCGUCGUUGUCGACGAGACGGUCGGCAACUUCACCAAUAUCGACGUCCUCAGCCGCGCAGAUAUCGUCGUAAGCAGCCUUACUAAGGUGUUCAGCGGCGACAGCAACGUGAUGGGCGGCAGUUGUGUGCUCAACCCGCAGAGCAAGUGGUAUCCUGAACUCAAGCAGGCCAUGUCCCGAGAGUACGAGGACAACUAUUGGGCCGAAGAUGCAGUGUUCAUGGAACGCAAUUCUCGCGACUUUAUCCGCCGAAGUGAGCGGAUCAAUCAGAAUGCAGAGGCUGUUGUGACGCUGUUGCAGCAAUGCCCGUUGGUCAAGCAGGUCUACUAUCCGAAGUGCAGCCCUAGUCGACCAAAUUAUGAUGCCUGCCGCAGCCCCAAUGGUGGCUAUGGCGGAUUGCUGUCCGUAACGUUCCAGCACCCGGAGCAGGCAGUCGCUUUCUUCGACGCCCUCGAGGUCCAGAAGGGCCCGAGUUUGGGUACAAAUUUCACGCUGGCGUGUCCUUAUACUGUGUUGGCUCACUACGCAGAGAUGGAGUGGACGGCACAAUGGGGCGUUGAGCCUGAUCUCGUUCGAUUAAGUGUUGGCUUGGAAGAGCCAGCAGAACUGGCGGACAAGGUAGACCGGGCAUUGAAAGCGGCGGAGAGAGUGCAGAUAUAG
Messenger RNA from Cladophialophora carrionii CBS 160.54, 1812 nucleotides. RefSeq lists its product as uncharacterized. NCBI's taxonomy places the organism in Eukaryota, Fungi, Ascomycota, Eurotiomycetes, Chaetothyriales, Herpotrichiellaceae. Gene Ontology annotation, molecular function: cystathionine gamma-synthase activity; pyridoxal phosphate binding. The record is from RefSeq and is a predicted model, not a curated record. The transcript has a single exon. The coding region runs from base 1 to 1812 and encodes 603 amino acids. Gene Ontology annotation, biological process: transsulfuration.